Messenger RNA from Olea europaea var. sylvestris, 2724 nucleotides. RefSeq names its product pentatricopeptide repeat-containing protein At2g27610-like. Bases 488 to 2263 code for a protein of 591 amino acids. The record is from RefSeq and is a predicted model, not a curated record. Gene Ontology annotation, molecular function: zinc ion binding; protein binding; RNA binding. The transcript has 2 exons. Lineage: Eukaryota; Viridiplantae; Streptophyta; Magnoliopsida; Lamiales; Oleaceae. Gene Ontology annotation, biological process: RNA modification.
CUCUGGGUGCCUGGGUAUUUACUAUUUAGUGUAAGUCUCGUCUACAGUUAUGCCGCAUAAUCAUACUGUUGUCCAAAUCAAUCUCGUAGAAGGCAAUGAUUUUAAUGGUGAAACAAAGUUUAGCGACAAAAUAUUGACAAGCAAAAGUCAGUGAUUGGACCCCUUUGCAUACGCCAAAAUAAAUGGAUUGGUGAUUACGCUGCAUGGAAAAUUGAAGUUAAGAAUUACAUAGUUGAGCAGUUUUGAUCUCUUUUCUUCAAUGGACGGGGUAUCAGCCUCAGUGCCUCCCAUUUGUGAUGUAGUUUAGACCAACCCUUCGUAAACCUCAUAUUUGGGGACUAAAAACUUUGAAUAGCUAGGAGCUAUAUGUUUUUGGAGAACCAUAAUUAAGGUUCUCAUGCCGUAUUAGAUGGAAAGUUUUUAUCUUGGCAAGAGAUCAAUUCUAUGAGAUCAAUAAGUUGUAUGUGAACUUUGCGAGGAGAGCUGCAUGAUUACUCUUCAAAUGCUGCUCUCUAAAACAAGAAGAUACGUAAAUCCCCACCAAUAUGCCUCUGUACUUCAAUUUUGUAUUACUGAAAAAGCUAUAGAACCCGGAAAGCAACUCCAUGCGCAACUCUGUGUCAAUGGCAUGCUAUUUCACAACACCCAUUUGGCCACUAAACUCGUUAAUGUCUACUGUGUUUGCAACUCCUUAUCAAAUGCUCACCAUUUGUUCGAAAAAAUGCCGAAAUCAAAUUUGUUUCUUUGGAAUGUUUUGAUUCGAGGGUAUGCAUGGAAUGGACCAUAUGAAGUUGCGAUCUCUUUGUAUUACCAGCUGAUUGAUCACGGGCUUGUUCCGGAUAAUUUCACCUUUCCUUUUGUGCUGAAAGCGUGUUCGGGCCUAUCCGAUGUUGAAGUGGGAAGGAAUAUUCAUAAGCAUGUGAAGAAAACUGGGUGGGAAAUGGAUUCUUUUGUGGGUGCUGGACUUAUUGAUAUGUAUGCAAAAUGUGGUUGUAUAAAUGAAUCUCGACAAGUGUUUGACAAGAUUGCCAAUAGGGACGUUGUGUUGUGGAAUUCAAUGCUUGCUGCUUACUCCCAAAAUGGGCAUCCAGAUGAGUGUUUGAGACUCUGUGGUGAGAUGGCGUUAGCAGGGUUUAGGCCUACCGAAGCAACACUAGUGACGGCUACAUCGGCUUGUGCUGAUGCAGUGGCAACUGUACAAGGGAGAGAACUACACUGUUAUAGUUACAGACAUGGGUUUGAAUCCAAUGACAGGGUGAAGACUGCCCUUGUGGAUAUGUAUGCAAAGAGUGGGAAUGUAGGGAUCGCGAGGAUAUUAUUCGAGGGACUAAAAGAGAAGAGGCUUGUUUCUUGGAAUGCAAUGAUAACUGGAUAUGCAAUGCAUGGUCAUGCAUAUGAAGCCUUCUCUUUGUUUAAUUGGAUGCGGGCUGAAGCUCAGCCUGAUCAUAUUACCUUCGUUGGGGUUCUAUCGGCUUGUAACCGAGGAGGACUGUUAAAUGAAGGGAAGAUGUAUUUUGACAUGAUGAUAAGAGAUUAUGGUAUAGAACCUACCAUUCAGCAUUAUACCUGCAUGGUUGAUCUCCUUAGCCAUUGUAAUCGUUUGAACGAUGCUUAUGGAUUGAUAAUGGAGAUGAAGGUGACACCAGAUUCUGGUGUUUGGGGUGCCUUUCUUAAUUCAUGCAAGAUCCAUGGAAAUGUGGAGUUGGGGGAACUGGCAUUAGAGAGACUGAUUGAGCUUGAACCGGAUGAGGCUGGCCAUUACGUGCUUUUAUCAAAUCUCUAUGCUCAAACGGGAAAGUGGGAAGGAGUUACGAAGCUAAGAAAGCUAUUGUCAGAGAGGAAACUUAAGAAAAGCAUUGCUUGUAGCUGGAUUGAGGUUAAAAAUAAGAUGCAUGCAUUUGUAUCUGGAGAUGUAACUCAUCCUAUGUCUGAUGAGAUAUAUGCAGAAUUGGAAGAAUUGGGAGGACUAAUGGCAAAAGCUGGAUACGUUCCAAAUAUUUCACCAGUUUUCUUUGACGUGGAGGAUGAUGAGAAGACCAAAAUGGUGUACAGCCACAGUGAAAGGCUAGCUAUUGCAUUUGGACUCAUUAAUACACCUGCUGGAGCUAAGCUUCUGAUAACGAAAAACCUUCGUGUUUGUGAGGACUGCCAUGUUGCCAUCAAGUUUAUUUCCAAAAUUACACAAAGGGAAAUCACUAUAAGGGAUGUCAAUCGCUAUCAUCAUUUUAAAGACGGUAUAUGCUCUUGUGGCGAUUUUUGGUGACUUCUGUCAACCAUCUGGUGUUUCUUUAUCCAUAAAAGAAACAUUAGAACCUCAAGGAAAAACAUGAAUAUUUGGGAAUUACCAUAAAGGUAUUGAUUGAGGGUAGUCAUAUUCAAUGUAGGGAAGCAGUGGCUGCAACUAAAGUUGAAAAAUCAAGCUAAGCCAACAAGAAAUAACUCCGAAGACAGAUUUCUGCAGAAUAAUCACUCCAAAGUUGAGUGAUUGCCUGCUCAAUUACAUCCCAUAAACAGAGAAUAUCAACAGUACCUCAAACACUGCCCCCUACGAUCCCAAUUGAAUUAUCGACUCUUCCCAACUUAUGAAUGAACAAGGUAUAGUCAUACGAUUGUUUUAUUUAUUUACUUGUAUCUCAGAUUACUAAUUUUCUGAAAUAGUCUUGUAAUGUAGAAAUUAUGUUUCAUUGUAAACUUGGUACAAGUUCACAUCAAUAACAAAUGUUU